GCAUAUUUAGCUCCCAUAGCUACUCCUCUCUUUUGGAGAUUGUACUGCUCCGACCCAUUGGUUAAAUAAUAUUCAACCGCUUCCAGUCCUAAAUCAUAUGCUUAUAAACAGUUACAGCCAGGGGCGGACUGACAACUCAUGGGGCCCCCGGGCAAUAGGGGAUCAUGGGGCCCCUGUGUCCUUGCCAAAACUCAAAAAAGCCUAUGAAAAAGGUACCAGGGGCAUCUCAUGGGGCCUCCUACUGACUCCGGGCCCUCUGGCAGUGCCGGGUUUCCAAAUGGUCAGUCCGCCCUGG
Staurois parvus is the source of this 295-nucleotide messenger RNA. Lineage: Eukaryota; Metazoa; Chordata; Amphibia; Anura; Ranidae. The record is from the annotation of a GenBank genome assembly.